AUGGCAGAAACUGCAGUAUCAUUUGUUUUACAAGAACUAGGCCAAUUUGUAAUAAAAGAAACUAGCCAAUAUACAGUAGAAGAAAGAAAUUCAGUAGCAGGGAUUGAAAGAGACUUCAAUGAUAUCAAAGAUGAACUUGAGAGCAUCCAAGCCUUCCUCAAGGAUGCAGACACAAAGGCUGCUGAUGAUGAUGAUGGAUCCAAUGGAGUCAAAACUUGGGUGAAGCAGGUGAGAGAAGCGUCUUUUCGCAUAGAAGAUGUGAUUGAUUACUACAACAUGUUUUUGGCAGAGAGGGCCAGUCAUUCUAUAUUCAGAUCUGCACUCCAAAUGAUUCCUGGUUUGAUCAAAACCAUGAAUCCGCAUCACCAGAUUGCUUCUGAGAUUCAAGACAUCAAGUUAUCACUUGGUAGAAUCAAAGAAAGAAGUACAAGGUUCGAGUUUCUGUCUGAAAAUGAAGCAGGAAGGACUAAAGCUCCUAGAAUUGGUGACCCUCGAAUGGCUCCGUAUUUCAUUGAAGAGACUCAAGUUGUAGGAUUUGAGUCCGCGCGAGAUGAAUUGGUCAGAUGCUUGGUGGAGGAAAACAAUGAGCUCAUGUUGGUUGCUGUGGUUGGCAUGGGAGGACUCGGGAAAACUACUCUCGCAAAGCAUGUUUUUGAUAGCCAGCUAGUGAAAAAGAACUUUGAUUGUAGAUCUUUCAUCACUGUUUCGCAAUCGUACACCAUCAGAGAGCUGUUGACAGAAAUGAUAAAGAAAUUUUGCAAGGACAGCAACGAGCCUAUUCCAAGGGGUCUGCAGAAUAUGGAUGAUGAAACUUUGAUUAAUCAAGUGAGACAAUACCUUGAGUCAAAAAGACAAAGCAUGGGAGCUGUUUUGCAACAAGACGUUUAG
Messenger RNA from Vicia faba (fava bean), 888 nucleotides. Lineage: Eukaryota; Viridiplantae; Streptophyta; Magnoliopsida; Fabales; Fabaceae. The record is from the annotation of a GenBank genome assembly.